UAAAGCCAGACUCGCUCCAUCCGAAGCAGAGCCCUGGAUGCAUUCAACAAGCUUCCCAGCCCAGCUCUGAUUCCAGCCAACAUCUGUCAACAUGGAGACAUCUUUGGUCAUCUGCCUUCUGACAGCUUCCAUUACUCUGGUUUUUGCAAAGUCUCGGGAAUGUAUCGUUUGUCAAUCAAUUGGAAAGGACUGCCAAGGGGAUAAGAAAGAGUGCUCUGCUCCGGGAGACAAAUGUGGCAUCACUUCGAUGGAACAGAUUUUGGGGUCAACCAGCAACGCCGUGAAUAAGAGCUGCAUCCCUCCAAAGGACUGUGACAAGGGCUUGGCUGUUCUGGACUUGGGCAACAACCAGCUCAUCAGAGGCUUCGUUUUCUGCUGCAAGGACGAUCAAUGCACCAACCCUCCCAGCUGGCCCUCCAGAAAAAUUGUAACUACCAACAACAAGAGAUGCCCGGCUUGCUACACACAGCCAAAGGAACAGAGUGGAUGCGAGGCGAAGGUGAUUAAUUGUACCGGAGAGGAUGAGACAUAUUGUGCAGAAGUCUUUCUUCAGAAGAAAGAAG
Messenger RNA from Thamnophis sirtalis, 563 nucleotides. The record is from RefSeq and is a predicted model, not a curated record. Lineage: Eukaryota; Metazoa; Chordata; Lepidosauria; Squamata; Natricidae.